Messenger RNA from Spinacia oleracea (spinach), 533 nucleotides. RefSeq lists its product as uncharacterized. The transcript has 3 exons. The record is from RefSeq and is a predicted model, not a curated record. Lineage: Eukaryota; Viridiplantae; Streptophyta; Magnoliopsida; Caryophyllales; Amaranthaceae. The coding region runs from base 88 to 321 and encodes 77 amino acids.
GCAAAAUUCCCAAUACAAUACCUAACCCCCCUUUUCAAUCUGCACAAAUUCGUGACAAUUAGGGUUUUGCUUUGAUCGAUCCAAAAGAUGGGUGGAGGCAACGCUCAGAAAUCCAAGACAGCUCGCGAGAAAAACUUGGAGAAGAACAAGCCAUCUAAAGGAAGCCAAUUGGAUGCAAAUAAAAAAGCCAUGAGUAUCCAGUGCAAGGUAUGCAUGCAGACAUUUAUGUGUACAACUACAGAGGUGAAAUGCCGAGAGCAUGCUGAAAAUAAGCACCCAAAAAGCGACAUCGGUGUAUGUUUUCCACACCUUAAGAAAUGACCCCCUGAUGGUUGUAUGUAAGCUAAUCUAAAGAUGGGAAGUUGUCCAAACCGAAAUAAAAACGAAAAGGAAGUUUGCGGAUUGUAUUUCUUUACCAAGUUAUCUGGUGUAUAUCAAAUGAUAGUGUCUUAAAAUUCUCGAGAACAGUUGCCUUCAAUUGUUGGGAUUAUUCUGUGUGAAACUUAUUUUUAAUUGAUCUUGUCUUUCUUGAA